CGGUAUAUCCCGUCGACACUCCAACACUCCAACCGACACCUCACACCUGGAUGUUCAUUCGAUAGCACCAACGAAACAACAACAAUAGGCACAAGAAAGAAUCAUGGUGGAAGAAGAUAAUGAAAAGAGCAGCUCUGCUAAAGUUAAAGUGGAUGGUCAGGAGACUGAAGAAGGCGGUUCUGAGGAUGUCGAUGUGGAAGAGAACAUGACAUCUCCCUCCUCCGAUGAUGGCAGUAGUAAUGGAGAUUGGGAUGGUGAUGCCGAAGAAGAGGACGAAUCGAUGCCAUACUUAUCAUACUCUCGCAUGUUUGGCUCCUUGCCUCGACGGCGGAACGAGGGAAACAAUGGCGAUCCCUCGAGUCACACCUUGGCUGUGCCGGCCACUUGCUCAGUGAUGGCACAAGUCAUUUUCUCACAGCAAGAUUCAAUUUCCCAGAGUAACAGUGGAGCAGCACCCUCCAGUCCUGAGUCUGUAUCAGCCAAUGACCAACGAACCUCCAAUCCGCCCGGUCCUAGUCGACAAUCACCUCAAAUAUCACAGGGAGAUCCCUUGCUCUCGCAACAGCCACACUAUGUUGUGGCAAUGGGACAUGCCAAUGGUACCAUUGACCUGGUAGACGCGAGAACUGGAAUGGCGAUUGCCCACCCUGAUCAAUUGCGUCUUCGGGAUGCUAGUCACCAACCAGAACCCAUCAUCGACUUAAGCAUGGACUCCAGUGGGACAUUCUUGGCUGCGAUGGAUGCAGGUAGAAUGCUCGUCAUCUGGGAAUUUCAAUACACCAUUACUACCAACCCACCGACUCCCCAGCCAAUGCCACCAUCCCAGACACAGCACCAGGCUCCACCAGCUGAAGCGGGGGUGUUUUCUAGCUUCAUGUCGGCUUUCGCAGGGAGUGUUUCGGCUGCACCCAACAACAGUACCUCGUCGAACUCUGUUGCAAUGCCAAAUCAGGUUGCCUUACCUGCUGAUUCCCCUAGCACCAGCAUGGUGCCACGGCUGGCGACGUCAUCUAUCCAACUCUCGAGAAUAUCAUAUCCCAGAUCCUUUGGCGUCCCAACUUGCAUCGCUAUCGAUCCAUCGUACAAGAGGGGAAGAAGAGACAAGGCCAUUUUGGCAGGAUUUUUGGAUGGCAGACUCGUCCUGACAAAACGGGGCUACAUGUUCCAAAGAAGAACUGACGCCAUCAUUUAUCAAGGGACCUAUCAUAUUGAGGGCAACCUUCAUCGGGGAAUUGAGGCAAUCGAAUGGAGAGGCUCGCUUGCGGCUUGGGCGGAUGCCAGCGGAAUUCGCCUCUUUGACACUGAAACCUUAUCCAGAAUUGCACACAUUGAUCGACCCUCGGGAGCACGACCAUCCCUCUACCCAACGCUGGCGUCUCUGCGGCCUUCGUUGUGCUUCGAAACAGAAAGCUAUCUCCUGGUGGCAUGGGGAGAUUGCUUGAUGGGACUUUCUAUCACAGACCACAACCGACCCUCAGAAGGACAGGGCACCAACCAGAAUGACAACCCAUUGAUGGGUUUGGAAAUGCCGCAACAACAACCCUCCGUUCGCCGUCGAACUGUCGACUGUUCCAUGGCCUGGGAACUUGACUGUGUUGCAUCGGGUGUAGUGCCUCUUGAUAGCGAACACGUAUUGGUUUUGGGGGUGGUUCCACCAGCUGAUGACGAGGAGGAAGAGGAAAUGGGCGCCAACGAUGUAGAGCUUCAAAUCAUUGCCAAAGCGGACGGGUCAAUUGCCUUUUCCAAUAUCUUGCCCUUGCUGAAAGAUGUUUCAGCCAAUCAGCAGUCGUUAUCGCCCAAUCAGAUUGCUGCCAACGCUGCAACGGAAUCGGCCUCGGACUACAAUCUGCUUUCCACUUUUGCUUUGCCCCGCAUGGACGACGUAUUCGAGGCCGCGGCUCAGGAAAACCCCCUCGAUGACGAUGAAUACAUGCCUGUGGGUCUGUUCACCCAAACGAGUCAAACUCUGCGACCCUUUGUGGAUCCACACUUGAAGUGGAGUCUCAAGGAAACUUUUGAUGGCGUCGGAGAGAGAGAAGUCGUGCUUUCUGUGGACGAAAAUCUGGGUGGGGACAUACAUCAUCUUGCACCUGGCAGAAGGGGCGAUGAUGAGACAGGUAGUGUCGACAGUGAUGACUACGGGUUCAUAUUUCGCCCCCUUCCAGCAACCACUGACGAAGGCACCACAGAACAAGGUGCAAGUGGAACCCCUCCCCUGGUGGUUAUCACAUCAACUUCAGAUGUUGUGCUUGCCCGCAUGAGGGACGUCGACGAUUCGAUCUCUCACGCGUUGGCAUCUGGAAAGAGAGCUCUUGCUCUUCGGAGAGCUUUGUGUCACAGGCGAAGAGUACGGAAAACUUCGCUUUCUGAUAUGGUCAACGAAUACUUCUCGUCGCUCUUGCGAAUUCCCACAAGCGAAUCGAAUGACCAAGACAAUAAGCAACCUACAAAGGCCCUGUCUAUUAGGAGACUAAAGCUAGCAGCUCGGGCGAUGCCGGUCCUGUUUGGCGGCGAAAUACAGCUUUGGGAGCGGUGGAUAAAAGAGGUUGAGAACAUACCCGGAGCGAUGUUCAUUUUGGGCGAUCAUCUUCCCGUUCGAGACCCUAUACUACCCAAAGAAUUGUAUGGAAAGGUGCUCGAGACUAUGCUUGCAGAAUUGGAGCAAAUGAAUGCCAUGGCUGCAACACAAGAUGAUGAUGUCACCAGAAAAAUCAUUGCCGCACGGAGACAAUUUCUAUUUACGUUGAUUGGGUGGGGACCCACUAGCUUUCUCAAGGAGUACGUGAAGCUUUGCAAGAAUAAUGGAAGAAUUGGAGGGGGUGACAAGGUUGCUGCAGACGACGCUGAAGCUCGAUUUGCUCGGCGCUACACGCAAAGUUCGGCUGGCUACCUGAGGUUUCCCGUUCCAGCGGACGACUCUCACAGAGGACCAAGUAUUAGAUCAGAUGGUUACCCCGACGAUAAACAAGCUUUGUUCGAUAUUGACACAGUGGCGAACAUGGUUAGCCGCAACGCAAUUCUGAUGUCUGAUGAGGUUUCAAUUGUCGAAGCCAAUGCAAUGAAAGGAAAGAAUACGCACGCCGCCCUCGAUGCAAUGGCCAAGUUAAACAUGAUGCGAGGUCGAUAUGACGCUGCAUUGAAAAGCUUUCUUUUCAUUGGGGCCCUUCAUUCUUCACGCCCCCUCUCGGAUUUCGAAGCGGGGGCUAUCGAGUUUUUGGCUCUUGUUGGAGGCCGCGAAGUGGACAGACCAUGGAAAGCCGAAAGUGGCGCCUCGUACACGUACCUGCUCGAUGUGAUCGACGGUCACAACCUCCAUCAGUGCCUUCUUGACGAAACCUUCUUGGGGGAGAACGGGAUCCCGCCGCUCUUCGCUCUACUGCAGCUCGUUGGUUUUCGUGAGAUGGGAAUCUUCUUGAUUGAACACUGUGUACCACCUCAAAUUCAACAGUACACGCGCUCGCCAGGAGAUGGCCCCUCAACGGGUGCCAACGAGGAGAGGAGGGGAACUAUUCCUUUGGAUCUCGUUGCAAGUCAACUGAAGCUACGACCACCAAUACUGCACUGGUACCUCCAUCUUGUGUUCUUGCAAAAGCCUGAAGUGUAUGUGCGCUUCCCGAACACAGCUUACCCCCCGCAAGCAGUCACCGAACUGCACCGGCUCGAUUUUGACCUGCAUGUCAAGUAUUCUGGUCGAGAGAGAGAUUCUGCAUGGUUUUGUGCACAAGUCGAAGCGUACAAAGUCAGUAACACAUCCACGCGGCUGCUGCAGUUUUUGAAGACAACUUUACCCCUCGGUGGUAUUCGAAUUGCGGAUGCCAGAACGACUCUUGAGUCCGAACGGAGCAAAGAUGAAGGCGUAGACUUUUCCUCUACGUAUGCUCUGGAAUUGGCUUUUUGCAUCGAAAUGUAUGGAAAUGAAACCGAGGAAGAAGCAGAACAGGUGCUUGACUUGUACAUGAAGGGCACAAAGAGUUUGGUUUUGGCCGUAUCGUUUUCCCAGCGAACCACGAAGUACUCGAGCCGUUUGUGGAAAGCGCUGAUUGAUUACUGCCUCACUCAUGAAGGUGGUCGUUUGUUUGGCUCUCUCUUGGAGGCGGCCGCAUUGUCAGGCGCCGAUUUGGCAAAAUUGGUGAAGAGGAUUCCCACUGGAAUGGCCAUUGAAGGUUUGCGACCGCGGUUGGUUGCAGCAGUUGCGGACUACAGAUUAAAGUUGAAACUGCACGAAGCCGCUUCGGAGGGAGCCACCCAAGAGAUGAUUUCUAUUUUACAGGAGCUAAGCCACCGUUCCCGGCGGGGCACCCGAUCCGAGUUGCAGCUGUCAGCUUUCCUACCAGAUCCUUUCGGUGUUGGAGGCAUGACUGAAGGCAAAGAAGAGCCCAAAGACGACGACCGCAAGCCGAGCGCUUGGCCUCAAAUGGUCCUUCGUAGCGAGAUGCGGACUGGUAAAAGGCGCGAUCGGCAGAGACACUGCCUGCCUCCAACCAUGCAAUAACGAAAAUAAAAUUUAUUGAGUUGUGUUGUGUGGAUUGGUUCGUCAUACCAUGU
Seminavis robusta is the source of this 4545-nucleotide messenger RNA. Lineage: Eukaryota; Bacillariophyta; Bacillariophyceae; Naviculales; Naviculaceae. The record is from the annotation of a GenBank genome assembly.